Molecule: messenger RNA, 4422 nt
Organism: Bombyx mori (domestic silkworm)
Lineage: Eukaryota; Metazoa; Arthropoda; Insecta; Lepidoptera; Bombycidae
Gene: Or-17
Product: olfactory receptor 17
Exons: 5
Coding region: 343-3288 (981 amino acids)
Biological process (GO): detection of chemical stimulus involved in sensory perception of smell; sensory perception of smell
Cellular component (GO): plasma membrane
Molecular function (GO): olfactory receptor activity; odorant binding
Source: RefSeq, a predicted model, not a curated record
UUCGAACUUAGUGUAACAGUUGUUUUCAAGCGUCACGCGAGAAGAUAGCCUGAGCACGUUUAUUUAUUAAUAAUACGUAUUAAAAUUAGGUAAUUAAAGUAUUAUUGUGUUUAUCCUGAAUAAUAAAUAUUAACCUUGAAACAUACUGUAUGCAGGGAACCGGACGAAGAUUUUUAGUGCUAUGGGUAAAUAAAUAGAAAUAUCGUGAAUGUUUUUGGGGCUACUUAUGGCAAAUCCUGAGAUUCCGCCAACGAUUAUCGUAAGCACACGAAGGAGACUUGAAGAGGCGCGGCUUAAAGACAAUUCGCAGUGGUAGGCGGCGGGUUGAUUCCUCACCAUCACAUGAGUCCCGUGAGGAUGGUGUUCGAUGACGAGCUUGAAGAAAUCUUUGAUGAUCCUAUUAAGAUUAAUUUUGGAAGCGGCGGUAUAAUGAACGGUUUACUGCGUGGCACAGAAAUAUUUGAUCUUGAUUGUGUCGCAGAAGAGGCCGAUGUUGAUAUUAUUGAUCUGACUGGGUCUCGCAGUUAUCGGAACUUGCCAGUGUUAGAAGAUAAGUGUGACAUCAAGCCGUUGAAUGUUAAACUGGUCGACUGUUUCAAAUAUCCAUGGUAUUAUAGGAAGAAUUUAUCAGAAAUAUUGAGAAACUUAAAUAAAAGCAAAAAAAAUAUUGAAAAAGAUACGCGAGAGAAAAAAACCAGUAAAGUAGUUCUGAGUUCUGAAAUGGAAAAGAGAGAAAUAACUAAAGCAAAGAGAAACGACGGAAAGUAUUUAAAAGGCACAGAUAAAGAAAAAGAAUAUUUCAGACGUAAAUUAGAUAUAGAAAUACGAAGAGCAGUCAGUCAAAGAAAUAAAACUGAAGUUGAUUUUAAAAGAAACAAAGGAUUAAUCGGAAUGGUAGUGACUGAAAAAAAAAUUAACAUAGAUAAAACUGAAGGACUAAAUAAACCUAUACCUGAAAAAAUUAAAAUCGAUAAUAAACAUAAGAAUAAGCCAAAUGACAAAGAAAGCGAAACAUUUAUUCAGAAUGUUAAAAGUAAUCAAAGCAAACCUGAAGAUAUGAGUAGUUCUAUUCAGUCAAAAUCAAACUCACCUAGUGAGUUAGGGCUACUUCGUGAUUUAGAUAAUAAGCAAGACAACAGAAAAGAUUCAACAAAGUCGAAAGUUAUUCAGAAGAAGUUGAAAGAUUCUAAGAAAUAUAGAGAGGUUCAUAAGUGCAUGAAACCAGAUAAACGUCGAGAAAAGAGUGAAGAACGUGUAAAAACUCAUUGCUCCAAUAAAGAAAUAUAUUUUAAAUUACGGUAUUUCCAGGAUGGAAAGAUGAUAACGAAAAUUGUCAAAUGUAUUGAAGAUUCGAAAAACGAUUGCAUGGAUAAUUACGAUAUAGCUACUCAGACCAAACGUAAGAAGCUUGCAACAGUACAAGAAAAGUCUACAAAUAUGAAGAUUACUGAACCAAUAAAUGAUGAAGCGGUUCGUCCACAAUCUGCGGCACAUAAUAUUGAUAUGAAUGUCACAAACAGAUCGCCUUUGAAUGAAACGAAUACGGUUAAACUUGGAGAGAAUGAUAAAAUGAACAAACCAACGAAUCUGUCUACAAAUCCAUCAACAUCCUUACAAUCUUCACUGAAUAUUUAUGAAAACAAUUUGAAACGAGUCCGAGAAGAUAUUGAAAAACAAAUUAACAAGACACUAUCAGAAAAACCCCAAUUUGAACCAAAAGCAAGCUAUAAUAACACCCCUAAAGAUCUAAGCAAUCAACCUUCUAAAAAUCUAUUGGCUGCAGUAGCAGCUGAUUGUGCAAUGAUGAAUUCUGCGAAUAAUUCAGUCAGUGAAAAUAUAUUGAAUCAUAUAUCUAGGAAUCAAAAACAGAGUAAUCAAUUGUUGUCCCAAGAUCAAGCAAGACAGUCUUCAUUCCACGUCGUGGCCUAUAAUGCAGGAACUACUGCUAAUCACCAGAAUAUUUACAUCAAUAGGAAUCAUAGUAUGCCUGCUUCAAGUAAUGAUUUACACCAUAAUGUCAAUUCUCCAUAUCUGCCACGAAUCCAUAACAAUUAUUCAUUAAUAAACCAGGGACAUACUCAAGCAAAUUUAAGCAAAUAUUAUCAUAACCAAGUCCCUAGCGUAUCUAGACCCCAGGGAAAUUCCAAUAAUCAAAACAUUUUAUCUGCUCCCCAAAAUAACAAUGAGCACAAUCGCUUCAUACCUCCAAUCUACACCAACGCAAUUAGGCCUGAGGUAUCUUCUAACCACUACAGACCAGCGUAUUCUCAAAAUAUACCACAAACUUUUCACCAGUCUGUAAUGCAAGGUUUCCCUCGACAAUAUUAUCCAAAUUACUAUCGACAGCGUUCCUAUUACGAUGGAGGACUGUGUAAUGGUAAAAAUAAUCCGGCACGUUCUACUGAUAUAAAUCAAAAUCGUAGCUGGCCUGGUAGUAAUGGGACUCGUGUUCCAUAUUCUGAAUGUUCUAGUCUACCCCCAUUACCGAUACCACCACCUCCAUACACAUUGCCGAAUCAGCAUCUCUCCACUCCUGAUUCAAUGCUAUCUACACAAGAUACUUCAAUAAUUGGAAGGAAUGAUGAAGGUCUCAUUAAGAAGAUCAAUAUUAGAACCGGACCACUUAGCAAUAUCUUGGAAAAAAAUAAAAAAAAUCCAUUAUGUGAGAACAGAGAGUCGGAAAGCUCAUUAUCAGCGCAAAAACAAUAUCAAGUACACUCUAUUGAAAAGGAAAAAGACCCAAAAGAUGAAUUGGGGCAUGCAUUAUUUUCAGAAAAAUCGGUGGCAGCAAAAAAUGCCGUGCAGAAGGAAUUGGAUGACUUAAUAACAAACCUUUUUGAACCUGAUACCAGUUCCAUUACGUUUACUGCUAAUGUUGAAUCAAAUAAAGCUGAGAUGAAUAAUCCUAUGUCCAAGCCGUGCCCUCUAUCGAAGAAAUUAAAGGACCAAGCGGUGGUUACGUCCCAUAAAACAAAUGAAGAAAACAGAAAUAAUUCAAAGGUUUUAAACGCGUCUCCUAACGGUGAAAGUUCUAAAGAAGCUGUUGAAACAAUUAAUAAUUCGCCUUUUCUCAAUAAAUCUGUUUUAAAAUCGAGAUUGCUCGAAGAAAACGAAAUUUUAAUCGAUAGAAAAAUAUCAAAGAAGAGAUUUUUAUUUGAAAAGAAUGUUACAGAUAAAGAAGGGACCAAAAAAAUUUCUAUAGAGGAAUAUAAAAAUAGAUCUUUAGGAAGUCGAAACGGUCAAUCGAAGUCUAGCAUAAAAUCGAAUGAGAAUCGAUCAGUGAAAUAAAGUGUUUGUUUAGAAAAAAUAUAUAUAGGUGCAUUAUAUGUAGAUAGCUGGGUUAGCAGUAGCAAUGGUCAAUCCUCAUACAUUUAAAUAAUUUAAGCCGAAUAGUGACGAAUCCGCCAUGGUGUGCCAAAGAAUCGUAUAUAUCUUAAUUUUAAGACUCAAUUUUUUUGUCUUAAAGGAGUUAUCUGUUAAAUGCCUAAGCAAAAUUCAAAAUCUUUAGUUUUAAGCAAAUGUAUACAUUAUAAAACCGGUUGGCUCAUUUCGUAAUUUUCAACUGCUUUUAUUGAUUCGCCAUCCUUACUGAAGUAAAUGAAGUGUAUAUUACUGUAUUGAAGUAUAGUACACUGAAGUAUAUAAUAAGGUGAAUAUAGUACAAAUGACUUUAAUAUGAUGGACAUUAGACAUGACUCAUAUAUGUUUUAUAACUUUUCAUUUACUCUGAAAGUAUUGGUUUUUAUUUAGAAUUUAACUACUCGUAUAAGAGCAGCUGCUUAAGAUUAAAGAUACGUCUUUCUGUCUUAAUGACUAUAAUAUUUGCAUGUUUACAAAUCGUAAACGAAGUAGGCACUUGUUAAUUUUGUGAUGACAUAACAUUAUACAUAUAUGUAACGUUCUCUUAAACUGUAUUGAAGAUUAUAUUGAAGAAAAUUUACUGAUUAGUUAAGUGAAAUUAUUUAGAAACGCCCAAGUUCUGUUUUAGUAUUGUAAGUUUACUUAUAUCUGUAUUAGUAUAGUCAUGUAUUUAAUAAUUUAGUAGCGUGAUUUAGCGUUUUUUAUUGACAUUAAAAUUUAGUGUAAUGUUAGUGUGAACUUUAGCAACGAUUUUAUGUUGCGAAUUUUGAAUUUCUUUUGUGUUGCGGUGUGGUUGGUCGCAAGCCUGCAUCUUGGGCCUUUGUGAAGGAUCUUCAAUUGUUUCGAACUGUUUGUCAGAAACUCCUGUUGUUAAUGCCAAACGUUUUGGAGAAGUUUAGUGGCCAACAAUCAGAAAAGGCUAGCAGAAAUGAAAAUGCUUCGUCCCUCUACGAAAUUUUUCAGUGUAAAUCGCAAGGAUAAGUGAAGAUCCAGUAACCUUUAAUAGGACUGAUGUGUGUAAAAUAAUUUUGGGUUACAAUGAAAUUAAAUAACUUUGUAGAA